GAUAAGCAUGCACCCGCGCUAGGGUCCAAGAGAGGUAUUCAGGAAGCUUUGGGGAGACACCAAACAGCGCUAGACAAGGACCGAAGAUGCCAACUUGCACCGAACAUGGUCAGUCCCUACCCGACUAACAGCAAGCCACUAAAGGACGUUCAGCAGCACUUGGGUCAGUUCACCCAUACUUCACGUACUUACCAUGACCGCACAGGAGUGUUACAAUAA
Messenger RNA from Heterobasidion irregulare TC 32-1, 219 nucleotides. RefSeq lists its product as uncharacterized. The transcript has a single exon. The annotation marks the transcript as partial. NCBI's taxonomy places the organism in Eukaryota, Fungi, Basidiomycota, Agaricomycetes, Russulales, Bondarzewiaceae. The record is from RefSeq and is a predicted model, not a curated record.